AUCAUUUCUUGGACAUCUUCUUCUUCCUACAUAGUUUCUGGCACUGUGUAAGCUCUUGGUUCAACAAUGGGAACUGAAUCUCCUCCUCAUCAAAAGCUCGAAACCGAUCCUACCAGCAAGGUGGAUGAUGAUAAACUAAAGAAGCAGAAGGAGAUUGAUGAUUGGCUUCCAAUCACUUCUUCAAGAAACGCAAAAUGGUGGUAUGCUGCAUUCCACAAUGUCACUGCUAUGGUUGGUGCAGGCGUCCUCAGUCUUCCUUAUGCCAUGUCACAUCUCGGAUGGGGUCCUGGUGUUGUGAUUCUGAUCCUGUCAUGGGUCGUCACACUAUACACUCUGUGGCAAAUGGUUGAGAUGCAUGAGAUGGUUCCUGGGAAAAGGUUCGAUCGGUACCAUGAACUCGGCCAGCAUGCCUUUGGUGAAAAGCUUGGCCUUUACAUAGUGGUGCCUCAACAACUGAUCGUUGAAGUUGGUGUCGACAUAGUUUACAUGGUUACCGGAGGCAAAUCUUUGGAGAAAAUAUAUCAUUUGGUCUGCGACAAACCCACAUGCAAGCACAUCAAAACAACAUAUUUCAUCAUGAUUUUCGCCUCAGUCCAUUUCGUACUUGCCCACCUCCCGAAUUUCAACUCCAUUUCUGGGGUCUCUUUGGCUGCUGCAGUCAUGUCUCUCACUUACUCUACCAUAGCCUGGACUGCUUCAGUCCACAAGGGCGUCCAACCUGAUGUGCAAUACGGCUACAAAGCCCCCACCCCGAGUGGAACCGUCUUAAAUUUCUUUACGGCAUUAGGAGAUGUGGCGUUUGCAUAUGCCGGACACAAUGUGGUGUUGGAGAUUCAAGCAACAAUCCCUUCUACACCAGAGAAGCCUUCAAAAGGUCCAAUGUGGAGAGGUGUACUCAUUGCAUACAUUGUUGUGGCAUUGUGUUAUUUCCCCGUUGCACUAGUUGGAUACUACAUGUUUGGCAACAAAGUCGACGACAACAUCCUCAUUACGUUGGAGAAACCGAAGUGGCUUAUCAUUGCCGCUAACAUGUUUGUCGUAAUCCAUGUCAUCGGAAGCUAUCAGCUAUAUGCCAUGCCUGUUUUCGACAUGAUUGAAACCGUGUUGGUAAAGAAAUGGCACUUUAGACCGACUCAAACGCUUCGAUUCUUGGUCCGCAACAUCUAUGUUGCUGCAACAAUGUAUGUUGCGAUUACAUUUCCGUUCUUUGGGGGUCUUCUUGGAUUCUUUGGAGGAUUUGCUUUUGCACCAACAACCUAUUUUCUUCCUUGCAUUAUGUGGCUUGCUAUAUAUAAACCAAAGAAGUUCAGUUUAUCUUGGUGUACAAACUGGAUAUGUAUCGUACUGGGCCUUCUGCUAAUGAUUCUAUCACCCAUUGGAGGUUUAAGGAGUAUCAUUAUUAAUGCCAAAGAUUAUCAGUUCUACAAUUAAAUCGUUUCUGGGAAUGUCAUAUAAUAAGAUUUGUAUGGUUGUAGUCAUUGGUUGGCAAUGGGGAAGGUUCAAAACUGUUGCUUCAGCUUUCUUUGUGUUGAUUAUCUGUGUCAAUAGCAGUCUGCCAUUUGUGUGUUUUUGGAUGCUUGUUUCUGUACGCAGAAGUAUUAUUUGACAGA
Messenger RNA from Hibiscus syriacus, 1610 nucleotides. Its product is annotated as lysine histidine transporter 1-like. The transcript has 8 exons. Gene Ontology annotation, cellular component: plasma membrane. Bases 67 to 1431 code for a protein of 454 amino acids. The record is from RefSeq and is a predicted model, not a curated record. NCBI's taxonomy places the organism in Eukaryota, Viridiplantae, Streptophyta, Magnoliopsida, Malvales, Malvaceae.